GAGAGUGGACGGCAGUACGGUUGAUCGUCGGGUAGCGUUCGUAUCGUUGUGUCGUGUGUGAAAGGAAACAACGGCAAUUUCAGUUGUAUUGAGAGAAACAGUGCGGACUCGAAUUGGAACGUGCGCGCGCGUUAAAUCUUAUAAUUUUUUCGGAGUGUACUAUCUUUUCUCUUUCGACAUGGUAGUAGAAGCUUACCGUUACACGCGUGACCUUACUGUAAAGAUCUUUACACGAUAUUUUAUUUCGGCGUGAAACAAUAAGUGCCUUUUCGUAUGGUUAAGUGUUACAAGCGUUACACGAACAGUGGAUGGAAGAGAGCGUCAUCGUUUAUCUGGGAUCGAGACAGAAGAGAUUUUUCUUCGAAGGACGAUUUGACAAUACAUAGUCGGUAUUGCAAGGUUAGAUUAGCGAGAAUGGGGGGUAGCCUGCCAAGCGGAUGGAUGAGGAGGAUUCUCCUCUUCCUCGUUUUGAUAACCGGCGUACUUCUUAUUGCCAUGUACGCGCAUGCACCGCCACUUGCCUCGUUGCAGCCCUUCACGACACGUCGAUUGGAAGAAUUCGAACAGGGAUUGGUAACCUUCUUGGUCGAAAAUGAGAGCACCAAAAAUCCUGAGGAUCGUCUAUACGAGUACUUUGAUGUGUCAAGGAAAAAGAACUCUACCGGACGUGAUAAACGGACAGUUUUUCAAAGUCCUUGGUCAUGGAUUUGUGUAGCUGGUCGUUGCGAGAGAAGAGCCGUAAAAUCGUCGAAAGUAUCUUUGGCAACUUGUACAGCCCUUUGCGGUGGUAACACUCGUCUUCUGUGGCCAAGACCUACGGGAAAUGUCAUUUUAGGGGAUGAAAGUGUGACAAUGCAUUUACAACAAAUCGAAUUCGUCACGUUGAAUACGAGUGAUCGUGACGUUAAAACUUUGUUGGAGUAUGCCAAAGAUGUUUUCUUAGGAAACAUAAGAAGUUUAAUUCGAGUGUCAAAUGCCAAAGGUAGAUCAGGAAUCGAUAGUUUUGUGAUAUAUUUGAGUGCUGGCAAUUCACGUGGGACCAAAUUGACCAUGGACACGGACGAGUCGUACAACCUGGAAUUAUUUUUGAAGGGUAAAGUUUUGGAAGCACGUAUAACGGGAAAAAGUUACUACGGUGUACGUCACGGAUUGGAAACGCUAGGACAAAUGAUAUGGUGGGACGAGACAGCCGAAAGGCAAGGUUCACUACGUGUACUAUCGCGUGCGUUCAUCGAGGACAAGCCAGUAUUUUCAUAUCGUGGUCUGCUCGUCGACACAGGGAGACAAUUCUUCGGGAUCGAGCAAUUAAAAAGAUUGAUCGACGGUAUGGCUGCCUCGAAACUGAACACCUUUCAUUGGCACCUAACGGAUUCUCAGAGCUUCCCCUUUGACUCGGUACAGUUUCCGGAAAUGGCCAGAUGGGGUGCUUACAGUGGGGAUCAAGUUUACACACCCGAUGACGUUAAAGAUCUAGCCGAUUACGCAAGAAUACGUGGAGUUAGGGUACUUGUUGAGAUUGAUUCUCCUGCUCAUGCUGGUGCUGGUUGGCAAUGGGGAGCUGAACACGGUUAUGGCGAGCUAGCACUUUGCGUUGACCAACAACCUUGGACGUCGUAUUGCGGUGAACCAAACUGCGGUCAGUUAAAUCCGAUAAACGAGCACUCCUAUAGAAUACUCGAAGGUCUCUACAGAGAAUUAUUGGACUUGACCGAAGUACGGGAUAUCAUUCACCUUGGAGGAGAUGAGGUUAAUCUUGAUUGUUGGGCACAGUAUGGUAAUAUAACUGCAGCUAUGCAAGCACAAAAUAUGACCGAUCAUCAUGCUAUGUGGGCGGAAUUCGAAACGAAAAUGUUACAACGUUUGGUUAAGGCAAAUCACGACGAGGUACCAAAAGCAGUCAUUUUGUGGAGUUCACCACUUACCAAACGUCCAUACAUUACUACUUAUUUCGAUCCUAAGAUACACGUCAUUCAAUCCUGGGGUGGUAGCAAUUGGCUCGAAACUUCUGAUCUUUUAGAAGAUGGUUUUAGAGUUAUAUUGUCUCACGUAGAUGCGUGGUAUUUGGAUUGUGGAUUUGGUAGAUGGAGGGAAACCGGUGAAGCUGCCUGUGGCGAGUAUCGUACCUGGCAAACGGUUUACAAUCACAGACCUUGGAAGGAAUAUCAUCAGCAACAGAUAAGUUUAAUUCUUGGUGGGGAAGCUGCAAUUUGGAGCGAACAAAUGGGUCAGGCUUCUUUAGGACCAAGAGUUUGGCCAAGAGCAUCUGCUCUUGCUGAAAGAUUAUGGAGCGACUUACCAAGUAGCGGUUUUUCGACCGACGAAAGUGUGUACACGAGGUUAGCUGCUCACAUCGAAGUAUUAACAAGUCGAGGAAUCAAAACUGAAGCCAUGUGGCCACAAUGGUGUUCUCAGAAUCCUGGUAAAUGCCUCUGACCGAUCGUCAGAUGAUUGAUAACGAGCGUUAUUCUAUUUUAUGGAUCGUUGAGAUCGAUUGCUGCUACGAUAGAAUGCUAGAAAGAAACCAAAACGGAAGGCCAUCAUUUCUUGACGGAACGCUUAAGCAUCGAGAAAAGGAAAGAAAUGGAAAUUCAAAUCACAAUGAUAAUAAUGAUGAUGAUUAUUAUUAUUAUUAUUAAGUCUCGAGUGUGUAGCAUUUUUGCUAGAAUUUUCUUAUUGAAAAAAAAUAUAAAAGACAUCGAUUUUUCAUCGAUGUGAUGAUGAUGAUACUCUCGUGACUGCCAUGAAUCCUCGUGUUUGCGUUUACGAUACUUGCUAUACAUAAGAAUAAGUAUAAGAAGAAACAGAAGAAGAAGAAGAAGAAGAAGGUGGUGAUGAUACACGAUAAAAAAAAAUGGCCUCCUAGAUGAUAAGAUAAAAAAAAAACAGGGACGUUUUUCGAUGGAUUAA
Polistes dominula (European paper wasp) is the source of this 2907-nucleotide messenger RNA. It is a transcript of the gene fdl, whose product is annotated as fused lobes. Gene Ontology annotation, cellular component: plasma membrane. Gene Ontology annotation, molecular function: beta-N-acetylglucosaminidase activity. NCBI's taxonomy places the organism in Eukaryota, Metazoa, Arthropoda, Insecta, Hymenoptera, Vespidae. Gene Ontology annotation, biological process: carbohydrate metabolic process; protein deglycosylation; glycosaminoglycan metabolic process. The record is from RefSeq and is a predicted model, not a curated record.